AAGAACCAUAAUAUUUACAAACUUUGUCUCAACCAAGAGACAGAUGUUUUAAUUAUUUAUUACUUGGUAAUUUAAGUUAAAACAUAUAAUUAAUUUAUCAGCAUUUAAACUAUAGUAUUAAUAGGCAAUAAUGGAUUUACAUAUAAUGCCAAAUAAGAGUGAAGUGGAUAUGACUCCAGAAGAACGGAGAAGAGCCGAUCACAUAAAAUUGCAUCAAAAACAUGAAGGACAUGAAUCAAUGCACGCCGAAAUGUUACUUAUAUUAUUUAUAACAUUGAUAGUAGUCCAAGUGCUGUUAGUAGAAUGGAAAAAAAGAUACUUCAAAUCUUAUCAGUUAGUUACACUUAUAGCGGUUUGGUUAAUACCUUUUGGAAUGUGUUUGAGAAACUAUUGGUGGAGAUUUAUAUUUUCAUGGUUGUUAUUUUCAUGCAUAACAGCAUUAAUAGUUAGAAAAGCUUUACAAAAACCCAUUCGAGGAACGACACCUAGAUUAGUUUAUAAAUGGUUCUACUUUAUAUACAGGCUGAGUUACGUUCUUGGAAUAAUAGGUUACAUAAUUGCACUAGCAACAUUUUUUGGAUUAAAUUUAGUUUUUGAUGUUAAGCCAUCAAUUUGGAUGGACUGUGGAUUAUUAUUUUUAUUUUAUGGACUUUAUUUUGGAGUAUUAGGCCGUGAUAUAGCUGAAAUAUGUACAGAUAAAAUGGCAGCUCAUAUAGGAUAUUAUGUACCAGGCAGCAUGCCUACAAGGACAUUAGACCCUAAUGUCUGUGCUGUUUGUGGUAAUAAAAUUUUAGUUCCUGAAUUUGAGGAAGGAGUUAUCGAAAACAGUUACAAGUUAAGUUGUGAACAUAUUUUUCAUGAGUUCUGCAUUAGAGGAUGGUGUAUCAUUGGAAAAAAACAAACCUGUCCUUACUGCAAGGAGAAAGUUGAUCUCAAGAAGAUGUUUUGUAAUCCAUGGGAAAGGCCACAUGUACUUUACGGACAAUUAUUGGAUUGGAUCAGAUGGUUAGUAGCUUGGCAACCAUUAAUUUUAUUUCUAGUUCAAGGUAUAAAUUGGGCAUUUGGCCUUGAAUAGGCAGUGUAAAGCUAAUUGUGAAUAAAACCAAAUCUAAUAAAUAAAUU
Molecule: messenger RNA, 1122 nt
Organism: Cotesia glomerata
Lineage: Eukaryota; Metazoa; Arthropoda; Insecta; Hymenoptera; Braconidae
Product: RING finger protein 121
Exons: 7
Coding region: 131-1075 (314 amino acids)
Cellular component (GO): Golgi membrane; endoplasmic reticulum membrane
Molecular function (GO): ubiquitin protein ligase activity; metal ion binding
Source: RefSeq, a predicted model, not a curated record